Messenger RNA from Cannabis sativa, 4362 nucleotides. RefSeq names its product pentatricopeptide repeat-containing protein CRP1, chloroplastic. The coding region runs from base 237 to 1763 and encodes 508 amino acids. The record is from RefSeq and is a predicted model, not a curated record. The transcript is spliced from 4 exons. Lineage: Eukaryota; Viridiplantae; Streptophyta; Magnoliopsida; Rosales; Cannabaceae. Gene Ontology annotation, molecular function: protein binding.
UGUCGUUUUCAAGGUUGUAAUCUUGUUCUUAUCCUUGGUGUUAUCAUAAUACUCUUUUCUCUGAUUCUCAAAGUAUCUUCAUCUGGGUAUUGACUUUUUCCCCUUUAGAAAUGAUAGCUUCUCCAUUAUUAGCUUUAAUUUUUCUUUUUCUGAAUCCUAUGAAUGAUUCAGAGUAAUGGGUUUUAUGCUAAAGAUGCACCCAAGUGAAGAGUUGAAUCAUCUACGAGAAUAAAGACAUGGAACUGAGCUCUAUUCUGUGUCCCAUCAACUCAUACUUACCAUUUUCCAUCCCCAGAAGAAGUAGCCUCGUGUCUAGUUCUCUGAGCCACUCAAAGCAGAGCAAAGGUGUGAAAAGACUCGGUCUUGAAGUGAAAUUCAAUACUGAAAGCUCAAUUCUUGAGUGCCCAGAUCGUCUUAGAACCGGAGAAGAACUUUCAGGUGAGUCUUACAACCAUUUGAUUCGUGAAUAUUGUAAAGAAGGGAAUGUAGAUAGGGCUAUGACUCUUUUGUCUCAGUUGGAUGCCAUGGGGUUUCAUCCUAGUUUCAUAUCUUAUGCUUAUUUGAUUGAAGCUCUUGGUAGUGUUGGUAGGACAUUAGAAGCUGAUUGUUUGUUUCAAGAAAUGAGUUUUGUUGGUUUUGAGCCAAAAGUAAAGCUUUACAAUGUUUUGCUUAGAGGGUUUUUGAAGAAAGGUCUCUUAGGGACUGCAGUUAGAGUUUUGAGAGUAAUGGAGGAAAAGGGUAUUCAGAAGAGUAGAGAUACUUAUGAGAUUUUAUUGGAUUACUAUGUCAAAGCUGGUAGGUUGGAUGAUACUUGGUCUGUAAUCAAUGAGAUGAAGCUAAAAGGGCUUAGGCUAAGCUCUUUUCUGUAUGGGAAGGUUAUUGGUUUGUAUAGGGACAAUGGGAUGUGGAAGAAAGCUAUGGAUAUAGUUGAAGAGAUUAAGGAUAUGGGAAUGUCAUUAGACAGACAAAUUUACAAUAGUAUGAUCGAUACAUUCGGUAAAUAUGGCGAAUUAGGUGAAGCUAUGCAAGUGUUUGAGAAGAUGAAAGAGGAAAAUGUGAAGCCUAGUAUAACAACAUGGAAUUCUCUAAUAAUGUGGCAUUGUAAGGCUGGAGAUAUUGGUAUGGUGCUUAAGCUUUUCAAUGAGAUGCAGGAACAAGGAUUGUAUCCCGAUCCGAAGAUUUUUGUUUCGAUUAUUAGCUAUUUAGGAGAGCAAGGGAAAUGGGAUGUAAUGAGAAAGAUGUUUGAGGCUAUGAAUUUUAGAGGGUAUAAGAAAAGUGGGGUGAUCUAUGCUGUUUUGGUUGAUAUUUAUGGGCAAUACGGGAAAUUUCAGAACGCUGAAGAGUGUAUUUCGGCUCUUAAGUCAGAAGGUCUUCCGCCUUCCCCCAACAUAUUUUGUGUGUUGGCCAAUGCCUAUGCUCAGCAGGGAUUAUAUGAUCAGACACUUAAGGUGCUUCAGCUCAUGGAAGCAGAGGGCAUUGAACCUAAUGUUGUAAUGCUAAACGUGUUGAUCAAUGCAUUUGGGAUUGCUGGCAAACAUUUGGAGGCUCUAUCAAUAUAUCAACAUAUAAAAGAAAGUGGUUUGAGCCCGGAUGUUGUUACUUAUACUACACUCAUGAAAGCUUUUAGUCGGGCAAAGAAGUACGAUAAGGUACCAGAGAUAUUCAUGGAAAUGGAGUCUGCUGGAUGUACUCCUGAUAGGAAGGCUAGACAGAUGUUAAAAGUUGCUAUGAAUGUUCUUGAGCAUAGCCAAAUACAUGUCUAACUUAGACACAGACAGUUCUAGAGAAAUUUCUUUCAACACCAUGAUCAAUAUAGAAGGUCUCAGUAUAUUGAUUCAUUUGAGGUUCUGAAAUGGCCAUCGGUGGAGUAAAUUUUGUGUCGGGAUGAGUAUUGUGAUGUUCUUGGAAUAACGAGCAAGCCAAGCCAAUUCAUCGGUUAAUCAACGAGGAAGUGAAACAUUAACGACUUGAACUUGAAUUCUUCGUUCUUAGCGUAUUAUAAUGACACUCAUCUAUGUACAUUCUUAUCUCCUCUAUUUGCAUUUUUAACAAGGGGUUGAAGAUUAAGAUCUCCAUGGACAAACAUCCAAUGGACCAUGUAAGUAUAUAAUUGUUGGAGAUUCUGUCCUUUCUAGUGGAUAUUCUCUGUUUUUUUUUUCUUUAUGCCAUUGUAGCAUCUGUUACGAUUUUCAUGCUUUCUUUCACGGGCCAGGUUUUACACGGCGAAUUUUGCUGUCUGAAAGGUGAGCUCGUGACACUAUGCUAGUUCUUUCUUCCAAUCUUCAUCAUCAUCAUUUGAGUCUGAAUUAAAUCCAUUGAAAAUGCACAAAAUUAGUUAUGAUUUAAGUAAUGGAACAUUAUUUAUACUCUUACAAAUACAUACUACUGGAUUGUCACUAAUGCUACAUGUAUUUUUCUACAGAUGAAAGGACUAACUAACAUGAAUGAAAUGAAAUGAAAUGUUAGAAUAUUUUAUAUUUAAUUGUAUAUUACAUUCAACAUUAAAAGAAAAAUAGGACAUAUUUAAUUGUUCAAAGACUGAAAAAGAGCUUGUUUAUUUAUGCAGUGGUCAUGGAAUAAGGCAAUGGACAAGGUGGAUAGUCUACUUCAACAACUCCUUCAAGCAUUUGAACAACCUUCCUCAUGUUAGGUCUAACACUUGGAUUCUCUUGAAUACACCACAUUGACACCUUCACAUAACUCUCCAACUUCUUCCUAUCAUUUAAAGCAUCAACUUCAUAAUCAACAAGCAUAUCUAAUGACCCUUCUGUGAAGCAAUCAUAAGCCCAAUCUGUCAAGAUCUCUUUCUUUUCCUCACCAAUCUCCAUAUCACAAUUUUUUCUACAGCAAACAAUCUCAAGUAGUACAACUCCAAAGCUAUACACAUCGACUUUCGAAGUAAUAGACAUAUUCCUAAACCAUUCAGGUGCAACAUACCCUUUUGUUCCUCUAAUGGCUGUAUUUGUUUGGCUUUGAUUCAUCAUCAAAAGUUUAGCCAAACCGAAAUCUGAUAUCUUGGCAUUGUUGUACUCAUCCAGAAGUAUGUUCUGAGGCUUUAUAUCGCAAUGGAUGAUCUGAGUAUUGCACUCCUCGUGUAAAUACAACAGUCCUUUUGCUAUGUCUAAAGCGAUUCCAGCUCUUUGCUUCCAAUUCGGUUUUAAGUUUCCGAACGCAAAUUUUGCCAAUGUCCCAUUUUGCAGGUACUCAUACACCAGCAAACGAUUCUGUCCAUCGUUGCAGUAGCCAAGUAACCGAACAAGAUUCUUGUGAUGUGUUUGAGCUAUUGCAUUUACUUCAUUCUUAAACUCUUUCUCAGUUUCAGGUACCACAAAAUUUAGCUUCUUCACUGCUAUUACAAUGACACUUGAAUCCAUAUCCAACAUCCCUUUAUAAACAGUUCCGAAAGCUCCUCUUCCCAACUCUUCGCUAAACACUUUUGUGGCUUCCUCGAGCUCUUGAUAAGCAAAGCUACGCAAAUUAAAGUCAGGUAUGUUUUUCGGGGAUGAAAUCUUUUUACUUCUAAGACUCUUCUUUUUGCGUAUGAAGAAGACUCCUGCACAAAUUGUGGCUGUCAACAAAAUAUUAACGAAAGCCGAAGUACCCAAAAGAGCUGCACCAACUCUGAUCGACGAGUCUUGGUUUUUCCUCUUCUCUUGUUUUACAUAAGGAAUCCUAGGUACAGUGAUACUGAUAUUGUCUUUACGAACUUUGAUAAACACCCUCGAGUUAAGACUCUGGUCGACCUUGCCAUUCGAGAGAGGGAGCUUCUUCUUCCAACAUGAUCCGUCUCUAGAGAUAGCAACAGCACACAAACAAUCUUUCAAGCAAGAAUCUCUACAAUCAUCCCCAUUAAAAGGCUUCAGUGCAACAUAAUCUGAUAAGGGCCAAUCUACAUUGCGCAGCUCCUCAACAUCAUAGAGAUCUUCUAUGUCGGGAGUAAGCUCGUCUUCAGCGCAGCCUUGUAUGAAAUCGGGUUUGCAGCUUCCAUAUUCGUCAUUGGGAUCAAUAAAAGAGUACUUUCUUGGGCAUUGACAUGUUGGUCUUGAAUCUUCAUUGAGAGUACAAAUACUAUUGUAUCCACAAACACCGACACCGGGGACAACAGGGUUGUAGCAUAUGUUUUCGGGUAUGGACCGAAGAACAAUCCAUUUCCCAUCACCAUUGGAUGUCUUGGGAUGAUAAUAUUGUGUGAAAAGACCAUCAAAGUCAAGAGUAGCUCUUAUAUAGUUGUCCCUUGCUGAGACCAUGUUCUCACUAGCUAGACUUAAUCUUUCAUUAUUUGCUCUCAAAACAUAUAGAUUGCCUGAUCAUGAUACAUGUAUAAACAAUGUUAGAUUUCAUAUAUGUAUAAUUUAAUAACUA